AGCAACCCAUUGUUUGACAGUCCUCUGCAAGCAUCGUCGUCGUCGUCGCAUCAGCACCCCAGUAGUAUGCAAGCUCAACUCGAGCAGCAUUCUUUGCAACUCCAACUCCAACUCCAAGAGCAACAGAGGCGUCAACUCGAGUUGGAUCAGCAAUCUCUUCAGAACGAACUGCAGCAACGACUCCAACUGCAAGAAAUGGCUCCCGCAGGUCAGCCGUACCCCGAACCCGGACAGCUCCCCAGCUUUAUGGCUACCAACACGGCGCCGAUCGACACCACGAUCCAGGGAGCAACACCUCAAGUCCUACCGCCGGAAACCGCAUGGAAGGGACGCGGUCGAAGCUCAACCUUUCCUCUCAAACUGCAUCAGAUGCUCUUGGACCUCGAAAAGAAACAAGGUGGCACAGAGAUCGCCGCAUUCCUGCCACAUGGACGAAGCUUUCAGAUAUUCAAACCCAAAGAGUUCUCACGAGAGGUCUUGCCCCAUUACUUUCGAAUGAGCACAUUCAGCAGUUUCCAACGACAGCUGAAUCUGUACGACUUUCAGCGCAUCUCCGAAGGACCCGAAAAGGGAGCCUACUGGCAUGAACUCUUCCUCAAGGAUCAGCCCAUGCUCAGCACUGGGAUGAAACGAAACAAGGUGAAAGGAUCCACCCGCGCACGACAAGAAGAACGCUUCAAGCACUAUAGCCAUCAGCAGCAAGGUCAACAGCAACAUCCCAAGGCGCCUCCUCGCUCCUCGUAG
Seminavis robusta is the source of this 744-nucleotide messenger RNA. The record is from the annotation of a GenBank genome assembly. NCBI's taxonomy places the organism in Eukaryota, Bacillariophyta, Bacillariophyceae, Naviculales, Naviculaceae.